Molecule: messenger RNA, 846 nt
Organism: Clonostachys rhizophaga
Lineage: Eukaryota; Fungi; Ascomycota; Sordariomycetes; Hypocreales; Bionectriaceae
Source: the annotation of a GenBank genome assembly
AUGGAGCCUUUAGUUACGGAUCAUGUUCUAAUCAAUAACACGAGAAUUGCCCAUGGCGUGCAUGGCCAAGGCGAACCAGUCAUCCUUAUCCACGGCACUCCUUCUUCCUCACUCAUCUGGCGUAAUAUUCUUCCUCAAUUAACCUCAAAUGGUUAUCGAGUACAUGUAUUCGAUCUCCUCGGAUAUGGACUUUCCGAGCGCCCAUGGGAUCCGGCAAUCGACACAUCUAUUUCAGGUCAGGUCACCAUUUUGGAGGGCCUGCUCAAGCACUGGGGCCUGGAAACUGCGCAUUUCGUGACCCAUGACAUAGGCGGUGGUGUGGGUCAGAGACUUUCUGUUUUCUCUCCCCAGCGAGUGCGCUCACUGACACUCAUUGAUGUGGUUUCGUUUGACAGCUACCCUUCUAAGAGAACGCGGGAGCAGAUGCAGCGGGGCCUUGAGACUCUUAUAAAGCUGCCUGACGAAGAGCACCGAGCCCAUUUUAGGGAGUGGCUUCUGUCCGCUGUUCAUGACAAGGAAAAGUUUAUUGGGUCGAGUCUGGAAACUUAUCUCGACUACAUUUCCGGCUCCGUGGGCCAACCGAGUCUCUUUCAACAUCAGAUUCGGCACUAUGAUCCUAAACAUACAAUGGAGAUUGCAGAGAGGCUCCCACAACUGGGAAAACUACCCGUUCAAUUGAUAUGGGGUGCUCAAGAUGUAUGGCAAGUGACGGACUGGGCGCAUAAAUUACACGAGACAAUUCCAAGCUCAGAUCUGACUAUCCUAGAGGAUUGUGGGCAUUUCUCGCCAGAGGAUCAACCUGAGAAAAUAUCACAAUUGAUCCUAGGAUUUUUGAAGAGGGAAUAG